Messenger RNA from Coccinella septempunctata (seven-spotted ladybird), 3068 nucleotides. It is a transcript of the gene Lrpprc2, whose product is annotated as leucine-rich PPR motif-containing protein, mitochondrial. The record is from RefSeq and is a predicted model, not a curated record. Gene Ontology annotation, molecular function: protein binding. NCBI's taxonomy places the organism in Eukaryota, Metazoa, Arthropoda, Insecta, Coleoptera, Coccinellidae. The transcript has 13 exons. The coding region runs from base 104 to 3067 and encodes 987 amino acids.
UAUGAUUUUUGACCUAACCUUACAUUGAAAGUCAAAAUAUUUAAAGUUCAAUAUUUAUUUAAUAAUUUAAACUUCCAUUUCAAACAAAUGUUCAUAUAUUGAAAUGUAUCAUUGUCUGAGAUUUUGUCAAAGAUUCUUCAAUUCUUUUACUCUGGAAACAGUGGAUACGGUUAUUCGACACAACAGAAGAAUCUAUUCAAAUGGAAGAAUCAUUCCUAGAUAUUAUAAUACAGUUAGUUCUGCCUUCGAAGAAGGUCGAAUCAUACCAAAACGAGAAGUAUCGAGUUUCGAUGAAUUGCUUUUAUACUUAAGUAAUCAACAAAGAAUACAAGUUGAACAGAUGUCACAACUCUUCACUACUAUCAAAGACGACAAUUUGACUGAAAAACAAGUAUUACUCCUACUUGAUUGCUGCAGUAAUUCUAUUCCUAGUGAAAAUAUUAAAACUAAGCACAAUUUAUGUGAGGCUGUACUGAAAAAGUUUGAAAUCACUGGAAAAUUCUCAGAGAAAGUUUAUGAAUCCUAUAUUAGUAUAUGUACAAAAAAUAAGCAAUGUUUAGAUGUAGAACUAUUAAUUUCUUCUCUUGGAAAUAAUAUAACACCUAAUAUACUAAAGUUAAUAUUGCAAAAUGUUUGUGAGUGUGGAGAUAAUGACAAGGCAUUUAAAGUAUUGGCUGAAAUGAAGAACAGACAGUAUGUUUUGGAUGAAAGUGUGUUCAACUACCUUGUUCUGGCUCAUGCUAUUGAGGGAGGUCUGCAGUCAGCUCUUAACAUAGUGCAAACAAUGAACACGGCAAAACUUAAAGAAAGCAGUGAAACUUUGUUUUUCAUCAUCAAGGGACUAUCACAGAGAAAAGACUUGAAAGAAUUCAAUGAUGCUCUGGAGCUAUACAAAAUCAGUUAUAGUGAGGAUAUGAUAUUAUCACUGUUGGAAUCAUUGGGAUAUAGUGGAAAUCAUGCUGGAGUCAAACUUCUUACAAACUUAGUUGAUAAAACAUUGCUCAGCAGACAUUUCUUUAUCGAGUUAGAGCAACUUUGUAUAAAUUUGGUACAUUAUGGAAAAUAUGAUGCUGCCUUUGAAAUAUACAAAACCUUUGUAGAUGUUAAGCCAGAUACUGUUUAUGGAGGGUGUAUUUUGAGAGAAAUGCUUCUUUGUUCAGCACCUUUAGAUAAGAUUGUGGAGAUCGCAGACGACUUGAAGCAGGCUGGUUUGAAUGAAUAUGCUCUAGAGAAUGUGACUGAAGCUGCCAUGAGGAAUAAAUUAUUUUCGUCUGCUUUGAAUUUACUUGCUCAUUUCAGUACGUUGAAGCCUCAUUAUUUUUGGCCACUAUUAAUUGAAGCUCAUAAAAGGGAUGGUGAAAUAGGUCUUCUAGAAAUUGUGCGGUCUGCCUCUGAAAUGAAUGUAAAAUUUGAUUCUGAAUCAUUUGAGACAAUCAUUUUACCACUAUGUAACUUGAGGAAUCCACAAAGAGUUUUAACGAUGUUCAAAGAAAUUGGUUACAGUGUGAGAGAGUUAUUAACCCCAAUGAUAAUUGCCUUACUCAGGAGGAAGGAUACGACUUCGGCCUUGCAGUUAUGUGAUACUUACAAAGACGUUAAACUAAACGCAGAAGAUAUACUGAAAUCACUACCUAUUACGUGGCUAAGUACAGGGAAUCAUAAUGGAUGUCUCACAUUGUUACAAAAAAUUUCUGAGCCACAAAGUGAAAUUUUUCUAGGAAAAUUUCUAAUAGACGUGUUGGAAAAAAUGAGGAACACUUCCCGACUGAAAAACUUUCUUGCUUUACUCAGGGAAUACAAAAAGCGUAACUUACAGAUUAGCACCUCUACUGCAGAUUCUCUGUUUUUCUUUCUAAAUGGGAAUUUAUAUCUGCCUGACAAAAAAGAAGAACUAACAAGUGCUAUCAAUGACUUACUCGAUUUUUCUCAAAUACCAACAGUGCAACCUUUUAUACAUCCGAGAGACAUGACUAUCGAACAGCUAGAACUGCACCUUAUCGAGCUGAAGAGCAAGGGGAUGGAGACGAGAGGAGUUCUGAGAAAACUGAUUCAAAAGUAUGCCGGUCACGGAAACCCAGAGAGAGUCAGAGAACUGCGAGGCGAGCUAGCGGCGAAGGGUUACAGCACUUCGCCUGGCAUUAAAUCGGCAGUGCUUCAUUCUCACGUCCAAGAGGGCGAUCUUGAAGAGGCCCUCGAGAUCUACGAAGAAAUCAUGACCUCCUGUCCCUACUUCAAGAUGGAUAGUUUCAAAAUUAUUGAUCUUGCCAGGUUACUGGUGAAGAACGAUAGGUUAGAAAAGGCUGUAGAAAUCCUGAAGAGAUCAGCAAUACAAAAAGAAUCUCGGCAAUCUAUAGAGGCUUGGAAGUCCUGGGAGAGGAACUGUGUGAAUCUGUUGAAGAGUGCACGGGAUAUAGAUGAGCAGAAUGUGAUAUUCAAAGUUUUACUUGAUAACGGUUAUUGCGAACCCAGCAACGUGAUUUUGGGCGCCAUCAUUCAGCUGCAUUUACAUAAAGAUACGUUAGAAAACACGGUGGACCUGUAUGUUGAUUUCUCUAAAAAAUACGGCAAAACGCCGAUGCAUGUUGUUUUACUGUCUGAAGCAUUAGAAGCUGGCAAAGAUGAGCUUCUACAGAGAAUUCUGGAUGCUUCAGCCGUGGUCCAUGGGAGCACUGCUGCACGAUCAGCACUGGUGGCAGCCAUGUGUGAAAAAGGUUUCGUCAAACAGGUUGUCACAAUUUUACAGGGUUGUUCGAUAAAUCCAUCCGCUGAUAUAGAAAGAAGAUGUGAUAGAUGGGUUCAAAUGAGUAAUAUGAAAGCACUUCAGACUUUAUUGGAAGCAGCGAAAGAAUUGCCCUCCAAAUUGUUGAAUAUUCCAAAAAUUCAAUUAUCUAUCAUGCGAUUGUACAGUAAACGUAAUGACUGUGAUGGUGCGUUAAAAUUCUGGAAGGAGCUCGUUGAUGAAGAAGAUCAUGUAGAUACUGAAGUUGAUAACGAGUUUUGCGAGUUAUUGAGUAGAUGUAAAUUUAAUUCGCCUGAAAAUUUAGACAUGAAAUAUAAAUUGAAGUGAU